Chara braunii is the source of this 2728-nucleotide messenger RNA. The record is from the annotation of a GenBank genome assembly. NCBI's taxonomy places the organism in Eukaryota, Viridiplantae, Streptophyta, Charophyceae, Charales, Characeae.
CAGUUAAAAAUUUCGGCGCCAUUCCUGACACUGUGAAGAAACCCGCAGUGACUCCCGUUCGAUCUAUGGUGAAGCAGGAUUGGCUGACGAAGAGCUGGGGUGGAAGCAGCAGCGGGCUCUCCAGUCCUCUGAGCUCCCACAGUGCCGAUGAGGAGGAGUACUCUCCGGAGGUCGUCAGGGAGGCGAUGAAGAGAGUGCAAGAGCUCGAGUCCGAGCUGAAACACGCUCAUGCUCAGCUGGCUAUGAUGAGAGAGCAGCUGGUUAAUCACAAGAAGGAGCUGGAGGAGGCUGAGGCAGCUCGGUACUUCGUUGUGUCGGCGGCCAGCGAGGCCACUGCCGCGAAGAUUGCCCUGGAGCGGCAGCUGGAAAGCAUAAGGAAGAGCAUGGAGGAGAAGUCCAGAGGGAUGGAGGCAGCGAAUGCUGCAAUGCAGCAGACGACGGCACAAGCCCGGCAGCUGCAGGGUGAGGUGGACAGGUUGAAGAGGGAUGUGGACAGCACGUCGAGGCGACUCAAGGCGGCCAUGGAAGCUCUGGAUGCUGCCAGGGAGGCCAAGGAGGAGGCUGAUCAGCUGGUGGAGGAGUACAAAAAAAUGCUGACCCAAGAGUUGGACCUGCAGAAGAAGGGCGACGACGAGAAGGCAAAGAAGUGGAAACUGGCCUUGGAGAGUGCGGACAGGCAGUACAGAGAGGCGGUGGAGCAAGUGCGGGCCCUGCAGCAAGCGCUGGAGGACGCAAGAGAGGAGCACCGCGCUGCGCAGGACAAGUCUCUGCGGCUCGAGAAGGAGUACGAGAUCGUCAAGGAGCAGCACAAGGCGGCCAUGGAGGGAGCCAUGAAGCUGCGGCAAGCUCUGAACGAGGUGAAGGAGGAGCAGAGGGAGACAAUGGACGGGGCCAGCAGCUUGCAGGUUGACCUGAUAGAGGCCAAGGAGAAGCAUGCUAUGGUGGAGAAGAGGGUGGCGGGGAUGCAGGCGGAGCUGGAGAGGCUGAGAGAGGAGCUGAGGUCGGCGGAGGAGAGGGAGAGGAGGCUGCAGAAGGAGGUGGAAGAGGUGAGAAGGGUCAAGGAGGUGGUUAAGGGCGAGGACGAAGGGAGGAAGCGGAUGGUCGAUUCGCUUAUGGAGAAGCUGGAGAUGGUGCAGCAAGCCAGGGCGGAGGCGGAGGAGAGGGAGCAGAGAGCGGAGGUGGAGGCGAGGAUGGCAAGAGUCGCAGAGGCAAGGGCCAAGGCCAUGGCCGGCGCUGCGGAAAGCCGCAUGAUGGCGGCGAUGAAGGAGUCGGAGAUGCGACUGGCAGCGGCCAUCGAGGAGGCGGAGAGCCGAGUUGCUGCCGCGCAGAGGGAGGUGGUCGCCUCCCGACAGUCUGAAGCCAAGGCCACAGCCAUGGCCGAGGCCAUGCGGAAGGAGAUGAUAGAAGAGAGGAGGAAGUAUCAAACUGCAACGGCGGAGGCCGAAGAGGUGAGCAAUCUCGCGAAAAUGGCCAAGGAAGAGAUGGAAUUGACCACCCAGAGAAGCAGGGAGGUGGAGGACAGAGCAGAGGCCAGGAAUCGCGAGUUGAAGCUGCAGCUGCAGGGCUCCGACGAGCAGGUGAGGACGCUGAAGGACGAAAUUGAGUCACUGAAGUCGCAAGCUCAGUCCUUGACAACGCAGCUGGAAAGCGUGACAGAAAAGACUGAGGAAGAAGCAAGGAGGGCAGACGAAGCGGCGGGGGAGAUUCAGAAUCUGCGGCGAGAGAUCCGCGAGGCGAAGGCCAGGGAGAAGGAGGCGCUGGAGAAAGCGGACAGAGCGGAGACGGAGAUGCUGGUGGUGGAGGGGCAGUUGAGAGCAGCGUCAGGCAUGUUUGCGCACAUGCUUGUGCUGUCCUCUCUGCACUCAAAUUCAUCACUCAGAAUUCUCUGUAUGACAGUUACCUUGUUCUCGCCGCCUCUGGCAGCAGAAAAAAGGAGUGAAAGAAUCUUGAACAGAUGUGCCGCCGAUGUGCCAGUGCGCUACAAACUCAACAGAGAACAUCGCGGGGAGGAGAUGAGGUCUUCGGGAGAAGAGGGAGCGAGAGGAUGGAGCGUGAUCGGGAGGAAGAGGAGGGAGCGUCAUCGGGAGGAAGAGGAGGGGGCAGGAUUGGGAGGAAAGAACAUGACCGGGAAGGAGGGGAGCUCCCCAGGGAGCAAAGCAGCAAGUAUGGCAGGUUCCUUCUUUGAAACUUCUGCGUACUUUCGAGGAAACUAACUAAACAAGAGCACAUUGCUUCUUUCUCUGAAACUUCUGUGAGCUUUCUACUGAGUCUUGUCUGUAGGAUGAUGAAAGGAAGAUGAGUGCAGCUUCCGGGCCGGGCGACGAUCAGAUGCAGUUUCUUUGAACGUUCCGGGAAGCUUCCAUCAAGUGUUCUGCCUUGAACAAGGAAAGAACGAUGAGAAGAGCGCGGCUUUGAGGCUGGCAGUUGGAUAUGCCGAAUCGGAUAUUGAUUUGCUGGAGGUAGAUUUUUUUAUUUUUUUUAUUUUUUUGUAUAGGUGUGAUUGCUGGGGUUGGAGAAGAGAGAGCGAGGGAGGAGGGAGGAGGGAGGAAAGGAGUGUAGCAGUAGAAGACGAGCUUGUGUUUUGCUUUGUUUGCUGUUCCUGAUUGAUGAAGGGAGAAAAAGACCUGAUGGUGGGUGUCACAAGACAUGGCAGUCGUGAGGAAGUGAACACUACAGGCAGGACUCUAGCAGAAGAACGACUGAACGACAACAAAUUUUUCACAUGUUU